UAUCCUCUCUCCUAUGUUUUUUCUCCUCCCUCCUGCUCCUCCACAGCGAGAGCUUCUCAUCGAACUCCAUUUGGUACUCUAGGAGAGGGGGUUCCUGAGAGCUCCUCUCUCUCUCGCUCGCGCCCCUGCUCGGUUCGUGGAGCGGCCAUAGAAGCCCUAGCAGAGGUGGCCAUGGCCUCCAUCGUCGGGGUCUCGUCCCUAUACCGGAGCCCCUGUCUCGAGCUCCCCAAGAGGGCCCUCUCAUACCUCUCCCCCUCCUCCAAGAAGUCCCACUUGUGCGGCCGCAGGGCUUCCGCCACGGCCAGGGGCUGUUGCUGCUCCCUGCAGAGCUCGAGGCCGACGGAAGCGCCUCCUCGUCUGCUCGUCCCCUUGGCUGUGGCCUCGCCUAACUCGGUCCUGAGCGAGGAGGCGUUCAAGGGGCUCGGCGACUUCUCCAAGUCAUCUCUGGAUGGGGAGGAGGGCGAGGAGGAGUACUACGGCUUCGAGGAGGAGGAGGAGGAGGCGGAAGGCUCCACCGUCGGCAGCAAGGAAGAACUCGCCAUUGCCAAUCUAGGGUUGCCCGAGCGGCUCGUGAGUGCCCUCGAGGAGCGUGGGAUUACUCACCUCUUUCCCAUUCAGAGGGCUGUGCUGCUUCCUGCUCUUGAAGGCCGAGAUCUCAUUGCACGGGCAAAGACGGGGACAGGGAAGACCCUGGCUUUUGGAAUUCCCAUCAUUAAACGACUCACUGAGGAUAAUGAAGGCCGAAGAAUCUCGAGUAAGCAAGGUCGUCUUCCCCGGGUCCUGGUUCUAGCACCAACUAGAGAGUUAGCCAAGCAAGUGGAGAAGGAAAUCAAAGAGUCAGCACCGUAUCUUGGCACUGUCUGUGUCUAUGGAGGAGUUUCUUACAACGUCCAGCAAAACACACUGGCUCGUGGCGUUGAUGUGGUAGUGGGGACUCCUGGUCGAAUUAUCGACCUGAUUGAUAGCAACAGCCUUCAAUUGGGAGAAAUUCAGUAUUUGGUUCUUGAUGAGGCUGAUCGGAUGCUUGCUGUUGGAUUUGAGGAAGAUGUGGAAGUGAUAUUGGAAAAACUGCCAUCAGAUCGUCAAAGCAUGCUAUUUUCUGCAACAAUGCCUGGUUGGGUGAAAAAGUUGGCCAGGAGAUAUCUGAAUGAUCCCUUGACAAUCGACUUGGUUGGUGAUCAAGAUGAAAAGCUAGCAGAAGGAAUUAAACUUUAUGCUAUUCCAACAACUGUAACGUCAAAGCGUACAAUCCUUAGUGACCUAAUAACGGUAUAUGCAAAGGGUGGGAAGACCAUGGUUUUCACUCAAACAAAACGCGAUGCUGAUGAGGUAUCCAUGGCUUUGACUAAUAGUAUUGCAUCUGAGGCACUUCACGGGGACAUAUCUCAACAUCAGAGGGAGAGAACAUUGAGUAGUUUUCGCCAAGGAAAGUUUACCGUGCUUGUUGCGACUGAUGUGGCUGCUCGUGGUCUUGACAUACCAAAUGUUGAUCUGAUUAUUCAUUAUGAAUUGCCAAAUGACCCGGAAACCUUUGUCCAUCGUUCUGGUCGUACUGGGCGUGCUGGGAAAGAAGGCACGGCCAUCUUGAUGUUUACUAGCAGCCAAAGGAAAACUGUUAAAUCACUUGAGCGUGAUGUCGGAUGCAAGUUUGAAUUUGUAAGCCCACCACUGAUGCAAGAGGUUUUGGAGUCAUCAGCGGAGCAAGCUGUUGCAACUCUGCGGGGUGUCCAUCCAGAGUCGAUACAACACUUCCUUCCAACGGCUCAAAGAUUGACAGAAGACCUGGGAACAAAUGCUCUUGCUGCUGCAUUGGCACAUUUGAGUGGAUUUUCUCAACCACCUUCAUCUCGUUCUCUUAUCAGUCAUGAGCAGGGGUGGGUGACAUUACAGUUAACACGUGAACAAGGAUACUCAAGAGGGUUCUUUUCUCCAAGAUCUGUUACUGGGUUUCUUUCUGAUGUUUAUCCUGCUGCUGCUGAUGAAGUUGGCAAAAUUUACUUGAUUGCAGAUGAAAGGGUUCAAGGAGCAGUUUUUGAUUUACCUGAGGAAAUUGUGAAAGAAUUACUGAAUAAGCAGCUACCUCCAGGAAAUACCAUAUCCAAGAUCAUGAAGUUGCCUGCCUUGCAAGAUGAUGGUCCUUCAACUGAUAAUUAUGGCCGGUUUUCUAAUUGGGACCGGGGUUCCAGAGGUGGCUUUAGGGAACGAGGUCACAGAGGUUCCAGAAAUUGGGGUGGCCGGGGCUAUGUUAGUGAUGACGGCUUUCGGCGUGGUGGAAGGAGCUACAGAACUGAUAAUAGAUGGUCUAGGACCGGAGGGAGUGAUGAUGAUUGGCUGAUCAGUGGUAGAAGUUUUGGCCGGUCAUCAUCCUUUGGAAGCAGGGAUAGAGGCUUUGGAGGUGCAUGCUUCAAUUGUGGCAGAACUGGGCAUCGAGCAUCAGAAUGUCCCAACAACUAGUUACUUGAGAUCUCAGAAUGUCCUGGUCUGCAAGAGUUGCAUAAAGACUACAUGGUGGGCAAAUCAGUAUAUCCUUCCUGUUGCUUCAUAAAAUUGAAGUUUAUACCAUGCAAGAUCUGACUGGUGGCCAAUGGGUUGGGAGGAGGUUGUUACUAUGUUUAUUGAGUACUUUGUGAAAGGAUUGGGCAGCCAGGGCGUUAACACAUUAACUUGGUUCCUUUCUGCCUCUUUUUCUCUUUUCAUUUCUUUUCUUUUAUCUUUUGGGCGGUGGUUUUGUUGGAAAGGUGUGUUUUGUGCAAGCAGGGGGUGGGGUGUUUUGAAGGUAUUUGUCAGUGGAAUGCUUAAACAAAGAGCAAAUGCAACGUGACUUGUGGAUCAUAGUAUAGCAGUUUAUAUUUGUUAAUCUCAAUGUUGUUAUCCUAUUAUUGAUAUUGUUGGGCAUACUAGAGAUGGCGAAGUGCAUAUAUUUUCUUUGGUCA
Phoenix dactylifera (date palm) is the source of this 2933-nucleotide messenger RNA. Its product is annotated as DEAD-box ATP-dependent RNA helicase 3B, chloroplastic-like. The record is from RefSeq and is a predicted model, not a curated record. Lineage: Eukaryota; Viridiplantae; Streptophyta; Magnoliopsida; Arecales; Arecaceae. Gene Ontology annotation, cellular component: cytosol. Gene Ontology annotation, molecular function: zinc ion binding; RNA binding; RNA helicase activity.